GAUGAGAAGAUGUGUCAUAAUAGUGCAAUAAUUGUAUUUUUUUUUCACACAAUUAGUAAUACAAGGUUUUUAUCUGUGAUGUAGUUUAUAAUCGAGUUUAUCUUAUCAAUGUAACGUUUGUGUCCAAAUGAUGCUGAAAUAACAAUUGGGACGAAAUUGAAUGCAAGCAGCUAUGGAUGAUAUUCACUUGGAGCUGAAUCAUGUCGACACAGAGAACUCUGAUAUGUCCAUCGGAGGGGACAGUCGUUUCAGCAGUUACAGGCAUCGGACUGUAUCACUGCAGAGGAAUUCGCUGGCAAAUGAGAUGAUCGGUUUGAGAACAAUGGGAAGAUAUAAAUAUCAUACCAAUACUUUGAGGAGCAUUCGAAGCCCCGAGGAUGCUGAUACAAUAGUGAAUCAGAUCCAGGAGAAUGUCGCCAAGGCUGAUGAUGAGCAGCAGGCAGAUCAACUGAGACGAGAGGCUUUGAGAGAUAUGCCUCAGAGUUUGACGAUUAAGAGACAGGUGAAACAGACUUUGAUGUUGAAUGAGAAGAGCAGAGGUGAUAAUCACAGCACCAUUGGAUGCUACAAGUGGGCUGUGUAUUCAAUCAUUAUUUUGUAUUCUAAGUUGAAAGCAAGUAUUUACAAUUUCCUGUACACCUUCGAGCUGUGGUAUUUAAUAUUGAAGACGCUGGAAGGACAAUUCGGAUCAGCGGUAGCCACGUUCUUCAGAUUCUUCAGAUCUCUAUUCUUUCUCAACCUUUUCACGCUUGUGCCUACAUUCUUUUUUAUAGUAUUGCCGCAGAUCUUGCAGAGCAAUUUCGGAGAUGAAGUUGUUGUCGAUCAAGAGUCUUUUUCACCUGCUGAUAUUUUCACUGGAGAAGGUUCUCUAACGAAUUCGGUCCUAUUUUACGGACACUACACCAACGAAACCAUAAAACUUGCAAAGUACGAAUACGACAUGCCCUACGCUUAUUUAUUCACCAUGUUUGUGAGUUACGUGAUUGGAUUCAUCGUUCUCAGCUACAGCACUGCGAAAUCGUUUCGCAAGAACUUCAUCGAAACUAAAGGCGGAUCGAAAAACGUCUUCGCUCAUAAAAUCUUCUGCAGCUGGGAUUUCGGUAUAGCCACCGAAGAUGCGGCUACUUUAAAGUCUUCGGUCAUCUACCACGAGCUAAGAGAGUUAUUGGAUCAGUGGAAUUCGCCAAGAACGAAAGCUUCGUGCGCUUCGCGCUUCUUCACCGUCUGCACGAACUUCGCCGUCAAUUUGCUCAUACUCUUCGUGCUGAUGGGAAUCGCCUUCGGCAUGUGGAUUCUCCUCGACAAGAAUCGUUUGAACGAUGAUAACGAGCACAUCGGUAUGAUCACGGCUGUCGUUAUAAACGUGACGAUCCUAGUGUUUCCGCUGUUCUUCACCAUUGUUGGAUUUUGCGAGGACUACAAGAGUCCCAGAAAUUCGUUCUUCGUGAAUCUGACCAGAACGAUCCUCCUGGAAAUCGUCGUGAUUGGAAUUUUGGUCGCCUAUUGGAUUACAUCCGCCUCCAAAGUGGAAUGUUGGGAGACUUGUCUAGGGCAAGAAAUCUAUCGCUUAGUUAUAUUCGAGUUUAUCUUUUCGAUAGUUUUCCUACCGAUGACCGAAAUCGUGCGAUUUCUUUUAAAUAAGAAUUUUCCGAGCACCUUCGAUCCACCCGAAUUCAACAUAAAUCGGUACACGCUUCAGAUCUUGUACAAUCAGACGUUAUUCUGGAUCGGACUGUAUUUCUCGCCACUGCUCUCCGCGAUCGUCGUCCUGAAACUCUUCGUCUCCUGGUAUCUGACCACGUUCACCGUUCUGCACUGCUGCAAACCAUCAUCGAAGACGUGGAGGGCCGCGCAAACGGAGACGCUCUUCCUCAUCAUGGCCUUCCUCAAUCUGAUCAUGGUGAUGACCUGUUUGGGAUACGUGGUUGCUAGCGUUGAGACGUCAGGUUGCGGUCCGUUUAGAAGCUUCGAGUACGUGUACAAUUUGGUGAAGGAGGGAAUCUUGGGUUUGGAGCAGGGUCAAACCAUCCUGAAGACGAUCAUCUACGUCACGAAACCUGGAGUCGUCGCGUUGAUCAUCCUGAUGAUGUGCAUGGGCGUUUAUUAUUUGGACGCAAAGUCUCGAGCGCAAGACGCGAUGGUGAAGCUGCUGAGGAAUAUGCUUAUCAAUGAGGCGAAGGACAAGGAGUUUUUGCUCACGCGGAUCUCGUUGGCGACGCAAGGAAGAUACAAUCUGCAGGAGAAUCCUCUGGAGGGAUCGCCGAUGAGGCAGAGGAGGAUGCGCGAGGAUCUCGGGGACAGCGGCACCGAGGUUCUUCUACCUUCGCAUCGCGUCAACAUUUAGCAUCAAUUAAUUAUUUUCUUUUUACUUCUCUCGGACGAAGCGUACUUAUUUAGAGUAUUUCUAAUAUUGUGAUAACCUUCGCCGACUGCUGUUUCUUCGGACUGUUGCGGCAGUCGCGUUUGCUAGGAUCGACUUUUGGACCAAAUAAAUUAUUAUCUACGUUUUAAA
Molecule: messenger RNA, 2512 nt
Organism: Nicrophorus vespilloides
Lineage: Eukaryota; Metazoa; Arthropoda; Insecta; Coleoptera; Silphidae
Product: transmembrane channel-like protein 5
Exons: 12
Coding region: 161-2344 (727 amino acids)
Cellular component (GO): plasma membrane
Molecular function (GO): mechanosensitive monoatomic ion channel activity
Source: RefSeq, a predicted model, not a curated record